UGGCGCCAUCAGUAUUGGUUGUGCUGUGGCUGGAAGUUACUGUGCGGCGGCGACUAAGAAGGCGGCUGUGGUGGCGGCGGCAGUGGCUGAGGCGGUGGCUGAGGCGGCGACGGAGGAAACAGAAGAUGGCAGAUUUUUUGAAAGGUUUGCCUGUCUACAACAAAAGCAACUUUAGUAGAUUUCAUGCUGACUCCGUGUGCAAAGCUUCGAACCGACGUCCCUCAGUCUACCUGCCCACUCGAGAGUACCCGUCUGAACAGAUCAUUGUGACAGAAAAGACAAACAUCCUUCUGCGCUACCUACAUCAGCAAUGGGACAAAAAAAAUGCUGCCAAGAAGAGAGACCAGGAGCAAGUGGAGCUUGAAGGCGAGAGCUCAGCACCGCCCCGAAAGGUGGCUCGGACCGACAGCCCAGACAUGCACGAGGACACUUAAGACUCACUCCCUACGGGGGCCUCUACCCUGUCUGCUCACCUGCCCACCUGCCCACGUGUGUAAGCGCCCCGCCCACCUCCCCGCCGGCCCCCGCACACCCACCGUCCACAUCACUUCCAACCUCAUAGGAGCCGAUGUAUUUAUUUUCCUUGAGUUUUUAUUUAUGCUGUAACAUGUAUCAAGCGUUGGUUAAAGGGGAUGUCAGGCCCAGUAGUGUGAUGUUGGUAGAUGCUUUUCAAAGAAAACAAUAACAUUGUUCCUCACCGCCCCCCAUCACUCACCCCCUCCUGCCCCCCUGUUCUCCUCCAGAGAACCAGAGUGUGUCUGUGAGGGUCUCGCGCUGGGGGCUGUGCUGCAGCCGGGCAGCAGGGUUGGGGGCCGGGGGACCCGGCUCACCUGGACAGCUGAGCAGCCUUCUACCCCCACCCACCGGUUCAGGCCUCUGAGACUCGGCCUUGUCUCACGCUCCACCAGGAACUAUUCCGUGCCCAGACCUCACUCUGAGUGUGUGUGCGGGGAGCAUCGGCCUUUCCGGAUCUUUCUCCUAAGUCAUUUUAUCAUGGACUAGUGCGUGCUCCGUGUCCACCCCAAUAAAAGGAUCUUUCCUACUCGA
This is a messenger RNA of Lemur catta (Ring-tailed lemur), 1047 nucleotides long. RefSeq names its product DET1 and DDB1 associated 1 (gene DDA1). The coding region runs from base 126 to 434 and encodes 102 amino acids. Gene Ontology annotation, biological process: positive regulation of proteasomal ubiquitin-dependent protein catabolic process. NCBI's taxonomy places the organism in Eukaryota, Metazoa, Chordata, Mammalia, Primates, Lemuridae. Gene Ontology annotation, cellular component: Cul4-RING E3 ubiquitin ligase complex. The record is from RefSeq and is a predicted model, not a curated record. The transcript is spliced from 5 exons.